This is a messenger RNA of Teleopsis dalmanni, 1578 nucleotides long. RefSeq names its product probable cytochrome P450 6a18. The transcript is spliced from 2 exons. The record is from RefSeq and is a predicted model, not a curated record. Bases 231 to 1538 code for a protein of 435 amino acids. Lineage: Eukaryota; Metazoa; Arthropoda; Insecta; Diptera; Diopsidae. Gene Ontology annotation, molecular function: monooxygenase activity; iron ion binding; heme binding.
UGCAGUCAAUCCCGCAAUCUGCGUGAAAUAGUACUGUCAACAUGGAGUUAAUAAGAAUCCUUGCAUACUUUAUUUUCGGAAGUUUCCUGCUCAUAUACUUGGCAUUGAAGAGAAACAACUCCUAUUUUAGUAAACGUGGCAUAUUGCAUGACAAACCAGAACUAUUUUAUGGCAAUGUCAAGGAGUUUACGUGAUCCAAAACAUUAUAUCAAAUUAUUCGCGAAUAUUAUAUGAAAUAUAAAGGAAGUGGAAGAUUCGUUGGAUUCUAUUUGUAUAUGCGAAAAGCGGUGAUGUUAUUAGAUCUCGAUUUAAUUCAAGACAUAUGCGUUAAGGAUUUUGGAAAUUUCACUGAUCGAGGAUAUUAUUAUAAUAAAAAAGAUGAUCCAAUUUCUGCACAUUUACUUCAGCUAGAUGGCAACCAUUGGAAAACAAUGCGGGGGAAGUUAACUCCAGCUUUUACAUCUGGAAAAAUUAAAUUCAUGCUCACUACAGUAGUCAACAUCGCUGAUGAGUUAGUCAAUGUUUUGGAAGAAACGUUAAGUUCAACAAAUAUGGAUGAUGGGGUUCAUUGUGAUAAUCUUAUGGUACGGUACACAACCGAUGUUAUUGGAAGUGUUGCAUUCGGUUUAAAAUGUAACAGUUUAAAGGAACCAAAUUGCGAAUUUAGAGAAAUUGGUGAAAAACUUUGCUAUUAUAGGUACAGUAUGCCUAUUGUGUCAUUAAUGAAUUUAUUUCCAAAUUUGUUUCGAAAACUAGGAUUUAAAAUUAUUAUUGAAGAAGUUUCUCAAUUCUUUUUUCGAGUUGUUCGUGAAGCUGUGGAUUAUCGAGAUCGAACUGGUGAACAACGGAAAGAUUAUCUUAACAUUCUCAUGGAGUUAAGAAAACUAAAUACAGCAGAUAAUUUAACAAUGGAUGAAAUAACUGCACAAGCAUUUGUAUUCUUUGUAGGAGGUUUUGAAACAAGUGCUAGUGUACUUAGUUUUUGCUUAUAUGAAUUGGCAUUAAAUCAAAACAUACAGGAGAAGGCCAGAAGAGAAAUAAAUGAAAUCAUUGCUCAGCAUGAUGGAAAGCCAACCUAUGAAGCAGUAAAGGAAAUGAAAUAUCUACUUCAAGUUAUGUAUGAAACUAUUCGUAUGUAUUCAGUAGUUCCGGGUCUUGUCCGCAAAACCGCAGAAGACUAUAUUGUAUCUAAUACAAAUUAUGUUAUUGAAAAAGGAACUACUGUGAUUAUACCAUUGGAUGCCAUACACUAUGAUCCAGAUAUAUAUCCAAAUCCUGAACAAUUUGAUCCAGAACGAUUUACAAAGACAGAAGUCGAAAAUCGUCAUCCAAUGGCGUGGUUGGGGUUUGGCAGAGGACCUCGAGCAUGCAUUGGUUCCAGAUUUGCUGAAUUUCAGGUCCUGAUUGGAUUAUCUUCAUUACUUAAAAAUUUUCGAUUUUCUCCCACAAAAAGGACACAGAUACCAAUACAAUUUAUAAAGAAUAAAAUAUUUCGUGGCGCUGAAAAGGGAGUUUAUUUAAAAGUGGAGAAAUUAUGAAUAAUAUUUUAAAUAUCGAUAACAUUUCUUUUUAAAAGUU